CGGUCACACUAGUAAAUCGCAUAUGUAAACAAAAAGUCAACCACAUAAAAUGAAUCCACUUACGAAUAUGCGAAAUGUGCUUAAAUUAAGCGAACUCGAGCUUAAAAAUCCCAGUGCCAAGAGCUGGCAUGAUAUGUACCGUGACUCUGCAUGGAUAUUUAUAGCCGGCUUUCCAUACACACUCUCCGAAGGUGACAUCAUCUGCGUAUUCUCCCAGUAUGGCGAAAUUGUAAACAUAAAUCUGGUGCGAGACAGCAAAACGGGCAAAUCGAAAGGAUUUUGUUUCUUAUGCUACGAGGAUCAGCGCUCCACGGUGCUGGCCGUGGACAAUUUAAAUGGCAUCAAAAUCAUCGAUCGCACACUGCGCGUCGAUCAUGUGGCAGACUAUAAGCCACCCAAGGACAACGACAAGCUGGACGAGGAGACGUUGCGCCUUUAUAUGGAAGGAUGUGCGCCGCAGCCUGUAACUAAACCAAAACUCGUUCCCACUGAGCCCGAAUUUAGUAAAUCCAAUAAUAUAAAGCAGGAAAAAACCAAGCGCAGCAAGAGCUCCAAGGAGAAAAAACACAAAAAGCGCCGCAAUAGCUCCGAUUAGUCUGAAAAUAAUAAAUAAAGGUUUGGUCAUAAUUUGUCAUAAAGUAUGUCCGGCCCACAAAGUAUAUUCUAUAUUAAAGAAAACUCAAUCCAAGCCUGCACUUGCUUACAAACAAAUAUAUAUAUUUUUAAGAACUGAGAUUAUAAACAUUAUAGAAUUUGGUGUGCCUUUUAUAGGAACACAAAGAACAUAAUAAAUGGAAAUAAAUAUA
Drosophila virilis is the source of this 806-nucleotide messenger RNA. RefSeq names its product RNA-binding motif protein, X-linked 2. Gene Ontology annotation, molecular function: RNA binding. The record is from RefSeq and is a predicted model, not a curated record. NCBI's taxonomy places the organism in Eukaryota, Metazoa, Arthropoda, Insecta, Diptera, Drosophilidae. Gene Ontology annotation, cellular component: U2 snRNP; precatalytic spliceosome; catalytic step 2 spliceosome. Gene Ontology annotation, biological process: mRNA splicing, via spliceosome.